Molecule: messenger RNA, 7678 nt
Organism: Magnolia sinica
Lineage: Eukaryota; Viridiplantae; Streptophyta; Magnoliopsida; Magnoliales; Magnoliaceae
Product: serine/threonine-protein kinase TOR
Exons: 57
Coding region: 157-7563 (2468 amino acids)
Biological process (GO): negative regulation of macroautophagy; TOR signaling
Cellular component (GO): nucleus; TORC1 complex; TORC2 complex
Molecular function (GO): protein binding; protein-containing complex binding; protein serine/threonine kinase activity
Source: RefSeq, a predicted model, not a curated record
AAAUUACUCUCAUCUAAAGAACCAACGAGUCAGAGCGACAGAGCAAGGUUUUACAGAAGCCAGACACUCUUACCUCGCUCUCUCUCCUCUCUCUUUCUCUCUCUCUCCGCCUGCAACUCGAUGCGUGCACCGAGUUAGGGUUUCCGAGUCACGGCCAUGGCGUCUGCCUCAGCAUCGAUCCGCUACGGAGGCGGCAGCGGAAGCGCUGACGCUCUCAAUCGGAUCCUCGCCGACCUCUGCACGCGUGGUAAUCCCAAGGAUGGCUCUGCUUUAGCUCUGCGUAAACAUGUUGAGGAAGAAGCUCGUGAUCUCAGUGGAGAAGCCUUUUCUCGUUUCAUGGAUCAGUUGUAUGACCGUAUUUUUGGCCUUUUGGAAAGCAAUGAUGUUGCUGAAAAUUUGGGAGCAUUACGAGCAAUUGACGAGCUGAUAGACGUGCAACUAGGGGAGAGUGCUUCCAAGGUUUCUAAGUUCUCCAAUUAUAUGCGUAUUGUGUUUGAUGUAAAGCGCGAUCCUGAAAUCCUUAUUCUCGCAAGUAAGGUUCUGGGCCAUCUAGCUAGAGCUGGUGGGGCAAUGACUGCAGACGACGUGGAGCGCCAGGUUAAAAUUGCAUUAGAUUGGCUUCGUGGGGAAAGAAUUGAGUAUCGCCGUUUUGCAGCUGUCUUGAUCUUGAAAGAAAUGGCAGAAAAUGCAUCAACUGUUUUCAAUGUUCAUGUGCCUGAGUUUGUUGAUGCCAUCUGGGUUGCAUUGAGGGAUCCGACAUUGGCUGUUCGGGAACGGGCCGUAGAAGCAUUGCGCGCUUGCCUCCGAGUUAUUGAGAAGCGGGAGACGCGUUGGCGUGUGCAAUGGUAUUAUCGUAUGUUUGAGGCUACACAAGAUGGACUUGGAAAAAAUGCUUCUGUUCACAGCAUACAUGGUUCACUACUAGCAGUUGGAGAACUUUUGAGGAACACGGGCGAGUUCAUGAUGUCAAGAUAUAGAGAAGUGGCAGACAUUGUUCUAAAAUACCUAGAACACAGAGAUCGUCUUGUUCGCCUCAGCAUAACAUCAUUACUUCCUCGUAUUGCACACUUCCUGCGUGACCGUUUUGUGACUAACUAUUUAAAGAUUUGCAUGGAUCAUAUUCUUGCUGUUCUGCGUAUCCCAGCUGAGCGUGCCAGUGGGUUCAUUGCUUUGGGAGAGAUGGCUGGUGCUUUGGAUGGGGAGCUCGUCUAUUAUUUGCCGACAAUUACGUCACAUUUGCGUGAUGCGAUUGCUCCACGUAGAGGUAGACCUUCCCUUGAGGCCUUGGCUUGUAUUGGAAGCUUUGCGAAAGCCAUGGGGCCUGCUAUGGAAACUCAUCUUCGUAGUCUUUUGGAUGCUAUGUUUUCUGCCGGGCUUUCUCCCACUCUUGUAGAAGCCUUGGGACAGAUAACUGACAGUAUCCCAUCUUUGCUGCCUACCAUACAAGAGCGCUUGCUUGAUUGCAUUUCAAUAGCCCUUUCCAAGUCCCCUUAUCCCCAGGCAAGGCCGGGUGUUAUGGUUACUCGUAGCAAUUUGAUGAACACUCCUCAGCAAGUUUCAGAUGUUACCGGUUCAACCCUUGUGCAACUUGCUUUGAGAACUCUUGCUCGUUUCAAUUUCAAGGGCCAUGAGCUUCUCGAGUUUGCAAGAGACUCGGUUGUUAUAUAUUUGGAUGACGAUGAUGGUGCUACGCGAAGAGAUGCUGCGCUAUGCUGUUGCAGAUUAGUUGCAAACUCAUUUUCUGGAACAGCAUGUACACAGUUUAGUUCAAGUAGGUCCAAUCGAACUGGUGGAGGGAGGCGUCGUCGCCUUGUUGAGGAGAUUGUGGAGAAACUUCUAAUUGCUGCCAUUGCAGAUGCUGAUGUUAGUGUUCGUCAGUCAGUCUUUCUAUCUCUGCAUGAAAAUGGAGGUUUCGAUGAAUUUUUGGCACAGGCUGAUAGUUUGAGUGCUAUCUUUGUUGCUCUAAAUGAUGAGGAUUUUGGUGUUCGAGACUUUGCUAUAUCAGUUGCUGGCAGAUUGUCUGAAAAGAAUCCGGCAUAUGUUCUGCCUGCACUUCGUCGCCAUCUCAUACAAUUGUUGAUGCAUCUUGAGCAAAGUGCUGAUAGCAAAUGCAGAGAAGAAAGUGCUAAACUCUUGGGCCGCCUAAUUCGCAACUGCGAAAGACUGAUACUUCCAUACAUUGCUCCGAUACACAAGGCACUUGUGGUGAAGCUAAGGGAAGGCACCGGGCCAAAUGCUAAUACUGGUGUUGUCACUGGAGUUCUUAAAACUGUUGGGGAGCUUGCUAGGGUGGGAGGUUUUGGAAUGAAGCAAUAUCUUGGUGAACUAAUGCCAUUAAUUGUUGAAGCCCUCUUGGAUGGAGCUGCUGUUAUAAAGCGUGAAGUGGCUGUCGCAACUCUUGGUCAAGUUGUACAGAGCACUGGUUAUGUGAUUGCUCCAUACAAAGAGUACCCACAACUGCUUGGUUUACUAUUGAAAUUGUUGAAUGGUGAGUUGGCAUGGUCCACGAGACAGGAGGUUCUGAAGGUUUUAGGGAUCAUGGGUGCUUUGGACCCCCAUGUACAUAAGCGCAAUCAGCAAAGCUUGCCAGGAUCCCAUGGAGAAGUUACCCGUGCAGCAAGUGAUACUGGUCAACAUAUUCGGUCUAUGGAAGAGUUGCCUAUGGAUCUUGGACCAUCUUUUGCAACAUCUGAGGAUUAUUACGCUACUGUUGCCAUCAACUCCCUUAUGCGGAUUCUUCGGGAUGCCUCACUUUCAAGUUAUCACCAGAAGGUGGUAGGCUCUCUUAUGUUCAUAUUCAAGUCAAUGGGUCUUGGCUGUGUCCCUUACUUGCCAAAGGUUUUGCCUGAUCUUUUCCAUACUGUUCGCACAUGUGAAGAUGGACUGAAGGAGUUCAUAACUUGGAAACUUGGAACCUUGGUAUCUAUUGUUCGUCAGCACAUACGUAAGUAUUUGCCAGAGUUGCUCUUCCUCAUAUCUGAACUGUGGUCUUCCUUUAAUUUGCCUGCCCCUAACCGUCCCGUGCAAGGCUCACCAAUUCUACACCUAGUGGAACAGCUUUGCUUAGCACUGAAUGAUGAGUUUAGAACCUAUCUUCCUGUUAUUCUUCCAUGCUGUAUUCAAGUAUUAAGUGAUGCAGAGCGGUGCAAUGACUACAGCUAUGUUCUUGAUAUUCUGCAUACCCUUGAAGUGUUUGGCGGGACCUUGGAUGAACACAUGCAUCUUCUCCUUCCUGCACUUAUUCGAUUUUUUAAAGUUGAUGCUUCCAUUGAUAUAAGACGUGCCGCUAUCAAGACCCUUACGAAGUUGAUCCCACGGGUUCAGGUCACUGGCCACAUAUCUGCUCUAGUGCAUCAUUUGAAGCUAGUUUUGGACGGAAACAACGAUGAGCUACGCAAGGAUGCUGUUGAUGCUCUUUGCUGCCUGGCGCAUGCUCUUGGGGAGGACUUCACGAUUUUCAUACCAUCGAUCCACAAACUUCUGCUGAAACAUCGAUUGCGGCAUAAAGAUUUUGACGAAAUCGAAGGUCGCCUACGGAGACGUGAGCCUUUAAUUCUGGAUAGUAUAUCUGUCCAAAAGUUGACUCGACGGCUUCCUGUUGAGGUUAUUAGUGAUCCCGUAAAUGAUGUGGACAACGACCCUUAUGAGGAAGGGAGUGAGGUGCACAGGCAACUCAGAAAUCAUCAAGUUAAUGAUGGCCGAUUACGCAAUGCGUGGGAGGCUUCUCAGCGGAGUACUAAGGAAGAUUGGGCAGAGUGGAUGAGACAUUUUAGUAUUGAACUACUAAAGGAAUCUCCAUCUCCAGCUUUACGUACCUGUGCAAGGCUGGCUCAACUGCAGCCUUUUGUUGGGCGUGAGCUAUUUGCAGCUGGUUUUGUGAGUUGCUGGACACAGCUAAAUGAAACUAACCAACAACAGUUAGUUCGGAGUCUGGAGAUGGCCUUUUCAUCACCAAAUAUUCCACCUGAAAUUCUGGCAACACUACUUAACUUGGCAGAGUUUAUGGAACAUGAUGAGAAACCUCUUCCCAUCGAUAUCCGGCUCCUUGGUGCUCUUGCAGAGAAGUGUCGAGCUUUUGCAAAGGCUCUACAUUACAAAGAAAUGGAGUUUGAAGGUGCACACUCCAAGAAGAUGGAUGCAAAUCCAGUUGCUGUGGUUGAAGCUCUCAUACAUAUAAAUAAUCAGUUGCACCAGCAUGAGGCUGCUGUUGGGAUACUGACUUAUGCCCAGCAAAAUUUGGACGUUCAACUGAAGGAAUCUUGGUAUGAAAAACUGCAACGAUGGGAUGAUGCUCUAAAGGCCUACACUGUGAAAGCAUCUCAGGCAUCCAGUCCACAUCUCAUUUUGGAUGCUACAUUAGGGCGAAUGAGAUGCCUUGCUGCGUUGGCUCGUUGGGAAGAGCUUAAUAACCUCUGCAAGGAGUAUUGGACCCCAGCUGAACCUGCAGCUCGACUGGAAAUGGCACCAAUGGCUGCUAGUGCUGCCUGGAAUAUGGGGGAGUGGGAUCAGAUGGCGGAGUAUGUUUCACGAUUGGAUGAUGGUGAUGAAACCAAGUUUCGGAUUUUAGGGAACACUGCCGCUAGUGGUGAUGGAAGUAGUAAUGGUUCCUUCUUCAGGGCUGUUCUAUCAGUUCGUCGUGGAAAGUACGAUGAAGCACGUGAAUUUGUAGAGAGGGCGAGGAAAUGUUUGGCAACAGAGCUUGCAGCAUUGGUUCUGGAAAGCUACGAGCGUGCUUACAGCAAUAUGGUCCGUGUUCAGCAGCUGUCAGAGUUAGAAGAGGUAAUUGAUUACUGUACUCUUCCUGUGGGGAACCCUGUUGCUGAAGGAAGAAUGGCCCUUAUCCCUAAUAUGUGGAAUGAUCGGAUACAAGGAGCAAAACGAAAUGUUGAGGUUUGGCAAGAACUGCUGGCGGUACGAGCUCUUGUUCUCCCACCUACAAAAGACACAGAGGCUUGGCUCAAAUUUGCUAGGCUUUGCCGGAAAAGUGGUCGUAUUAGCCAGGCCCGAUCUACUUUGGUCAAACUUUUACAGUAUGACCCCGAAUUAUCUCCUGAAAAUUCACCAUCACAUGGACCUCCUGAAGUCAUGCUGGCAUACUUGGAAUAUCAAUGGUCUCUUGGGGAGGAUCUGAAGCGGAAGGAAGCUUUUUCUAGGUUGCAGGAUUUAUCAAUAGAUCUUGCUCGCACGGCAAAUAUCUCAGCAGUAACAUCAGCAGGCUCAGCCCCUGCUUCAGGUUCAAGUGUUACUCUUCUUGCUCGUGUCUAUCUUAAACUUGGAACUUGGCAGUGGGCACUUUCCCCUGGAUUGGAUGAUGGGACUAUACAAGAAAUCCUCAUAGCAUUUAGGAGUGCCACUCAGUGUGCAACAGAUUGGGCAAAAGCAUGGCAUACAUGGGCUUUAUUUAAUACUGCAGUGAUGUCUCAUUACACUUUAAGAGGCUUCCCUGCUAUUGCUGGACAGUAUGUUGUCGCAGCAGUUACUGGAUAUUUUCAUUCAAUAGCUUGUGCAGCCACUUCUAAAGGAGCUGAUGAUAGUCUGCAGGAUAUUCUUCGUCUUCUCACAUUGUGGUUCAACCAUGGAGCUACCUCCGAGGUUCAAAUGGCAUUGCAGAGAGGAUUUUCACAUGUUAAAAUUGAGACAUGGCUGGUUGUUCUACCUCAGAUAAUUGCCAGGAUACAUUCAAAUAAUCGUGCUGUGAGGGAGUUGAUUCAGUCACUUUUGGUGCGAAUAGGACGAGCUCAUCCACAGGCUCUUAUGUACCCUCUUCUGGUGGCAUGCAAAUCAAUAAGUUCAUUGCGCAAACAAGCUGCUCAGGAAGUGGUUGAUAAAGUACGGCAGCACAGUGGUGUACUCGUCGAUCAGGCACAGCUUGUAUCUAAGGAGUUGAUCAGGGUUGCCAUUCUCUGGCAUGAGAUGUGGCAUGAGGCAUUGGAAGAGGCUAGCCGGUUGUACUUUGGCGAGCAUAACAUUGAGGGUAUGCUAAAUGUGUUGGAGCCAUUACAUGCAGUGCUUGAGGAGGGCGGGGAGAGAACCAUAAAAGAGACAACCUUCAUUCAGGCAUAUGGUCGGGAAUUACUGGAGGCUCAUGAAUGCUGCUUGAAGUAUAAGAGAACCGGGAAAGACGCAGAACUUACUCAGGCUUGGGAUCUGUACUAUCACGUUUUCAGACGCAUAGAUAAGCAGCUUCCCAGUCUUACUACCCUAGAUUUGCAGUCUGUUUCCCCAGAGUUGCUCAAUUGUUGCAAUUUGGAGCUUGCAGUGCCAGGAACAUACCGUGCAGGAUCAACUCUGGUGACAAUACGUACAUUUGCACCGCAACUUGUUGUCAUAACAUCUAAACAGCGACCUCGAAAAUUGACAAUUCAUGGAAGUGAUGGAGAAGAUUAUGCUUUCUUGCUGAAGGGUCAUGAAGAUUUGCGGCAAGAUGAGCGUGUCAUGCAGCUUUUUGGUCUGGUGAAUACUCUUCUUGAGAACUCCAGAGACACUGGAGAAAAGGAUCUUUCUAUUCAACGUUAUGCUGUUAUUCCCUUGUCCCCAAACAGUGGAUUGAUAGGAUGGGUUCCAAACUGUGACACACUGCACCAUCUAAUUCGGGAAUACAGAGAUGCCAGAAAGAUCUUCUUAAAUCAAGAGCACAGAUUGAUGCUGGCUUUUGCCCCUGAUUAUGACCACCUGCCACUCAUUGCUAAAGUGGAAGUGUUUGAGCAUGCACUGCUAAAUACUGAAGGAAAUGACUUAGCUAGGGUACUCUGGUUAAAAAGCAAAACUUCUGAGGUUUGGCUAGACCGUCGGACAAACUAUACAAGAAGCCUGGCUGUGAUGAGUAUGGUAGGUUACCUUCUUGGGUUAGGUGAUCGGCAUCCUAGUAAUCUUAUGCUGGACCGUUACAGUGGAAAAAUCUUGCAUAUCGAUUUUGGAGAUUGCUUUGAGGCUUCAAUGAACCGGGAAAAGUUUCCUGAAAAAGUUCCCUUUCGCUUGACUAGAAUGCUUGUGAAGGCUAUGGAGGUUAGCGGCAUUGAAGGGAACUUCAGGUCAACUUGUGAAAAUGUGAUGCAAGUUCUCCGAACAAAUAAGGAUAGUGUCAUGGCCAUGAUGGAGGCCUUCGUACAUGACCCUCUUAUAAAUUGGAGACUAUUCAAUUUUAAUGAGGUCCCUCAAGUGGCAAAUUUUGCGAAUACCCAUGCUCAGGCAGUUGUGAAUAGUGAUGACUCUGCACCCGCUAAGGAGCUUACUCAACCUGUAAGGGGUGCUCGAGAAAGGGAACUUCUUCAGGCUGUCAAUCAACUUGGUGAUGCAAAUGAGGUUUUAAAUGAUCGUGCGGUUGUUGUUAUGGCUCGGAUGAGCAACAAACUUACGGGACGCGACUUUUCUCCUGGUUCUUCAAUGUCUAGCAUUGCCAGCUCUAUUCAACACACGGUAGACCAUGGUACCUUGAUUUCUGGGGAUACGCGUGAAGUUGACCAUGGUUUAUCUGUUAAACUGCAAGUUCAAAAGUUGAUUAUACAAGCGACAUCACAUGAAAAUUUGUGUCAAAACUACGUGGGGUGGUGUCCUUUCUGGUGAGCAGUAGAGAAGCGGUGCUGUAUUUUGUACAUAGCUUGUACAUAUAUUAGGAUUAGUGAUGUAGCCAUCUUGAUUUAAGACCUCAUUUUUUAUGUAAUUUCUCCUGUUUGGGAAA